Molecule: messenger RNA, 1443 nt
Organism: Komagataella phaffii GS115
Lineage: Eukaryota; Fungi; Ascomycota; Pichiomycetes; Pichiales; Pichiaceae
Product: C-24(28) sterol reductase, catalyzes the final step in ergosterol biosynthesis
Exons: 1
Coding region: 1-1443 (480 amino acids)
Biological process (GO): ergosterol biosynthetic process
Cellular component (GO): endoplasmic reticulum membrane
Molecular function (GO): Delta24(24-1) sterol reductase activity
Source: RefSeq, a predicted model, not a curated record
AUGUCUAAAACGAAGACGGAUGGCACCAAAGUUGGUAAACAGGCUGAGCCUAUAGAGAACAACAUAGAUAAGAGCUCCCAUUUGGUGGAUUCAUCUGGAACCAGCCGAUUUCUCGCAGAUAAGGAAAUUGAAUACGACUUCGGUGGGCCAAUUGGUGUCACUGCUAUGAUGCUUGGGUUUCCUUUGCUGAUGUACUACAUGUGGAUUAGUGCCGAGUUUUACCACGGGGCUCUUGCUUGGCCUGAACCAGACCAGUCAUGGCCACAAUUUCUGGCUCAUUUGUAUCAGCUAUUUCUUGAUCAUGGUAAGCCAAGUCCUAGAGCUUGGAGAAUUUUCCUCACAUUCUUUUUCACACAAAUGUUGUUCUACGUGACUCUUCCAGGAAUCUGGACUAAGGGUCAGCCACUGAACCAUCUCAAUAGAAAACAGCUACCUUAUUACUGUAAUGCUUUGGCGUCUUUCUAUACGAGUAUCGCCAUUGCUGUGGUGUUGCAUUUAACAGGUUUAUUCAAAAUUUAUACUAUCGUUGACAUGUUCGGUGAAAUCAUGACAUGUGCUAUCACUUUGGGUUUCACCAUAUCCAUCGCUUUGUACGUCUAUACGUUAACCGUGUCAGGGGAUUACCACAGGAUGACUGGAAAUCACGUUUACGAUAUGUUCAUGGGUGCACCUUUGAAUCCUCGUGUCGGUAUCAUUGACUUAAAGAUGUUCUUCGAGGUUAGGUUACCAUGGUACACAUUGUUUUUCUUGACUUUAGGUCUUUGUGCUAAGCAAUAUGAGGAAUACGGCUAUGUGUCCACCCAAGCAUGGUUUAUGCUAUUGGCCCAUUGGUUAUAUGCGAAUGCCUGUUCAAAGGGUGAGGAGUUGAUAGUUCCUACCUGGGAUAUGGCAUACGAGAAGUUUGGAUUCAUGUUGAUCUUUUGGAAUAUUGCUGGAGUGCCAUAUACCUACUCUCAAUGUACUCUGUUUCUUUUCUACCAUGAUCCUCAAGAAUAUAACUGGUCCACUGGCUACAACGUACUUCUUUUCACUGUUCUGUUAGCUGCUUAUUACUUCUUUGACACUGGAAAUGCUCAAAAGAAUGCUUUUAGAAAACAAAUGGGUGGAGAUGUUCAUAUUAGAAAAAGUUUCCCUUUCCUCCCUUACCAGAUUUUGAAGAACCCCAAAUAUUUGAAGUGUUCCAAUGGAUCUGUGCUGCUGAUAGAUGGCUGGUAUAAGUAUGCAAGAAAGAUACAUUAUACUGCCGAUUACAUCCAAUGUCUGACCUGGGCUUUAGCUUGUGGUGGGGCUUCUGUCUUUCCAUGGUUUUUCCCUGUAUUUUUCCUGAUAACCCUAUUACAUAGGGCUGAUAGGGACAACGCCAAGUGCAAAAAGAAAUAUGGAGCUGAUUGGGAUAAAUACCUAAAAGAAUGCCCAUACCAAUUUUUACCCUGGAUUUACUAG